Aphanomyces astaci is the source of this 850-nucleotide messenger RNA. RefSeq lists its product as hypothetical. Lineage: Eukaryota; Oomycota; Saprolegniomycetes; Saprolegniales; Verrucalvaceae. Bases 136 to 411 code for a protein of 91 amino acids. The record is from RefSeq and is a predicted model, not a curated record. The transcript is spliced from 2 exons.
CUUGUUUCUAAAUCGACCGUUCUGCUCAUCGACAACUACGAUCGAUUUGACGUCCCUCACCAGUUUCCGGCUCCAUACCACCAGGUCAGUCGGUCGGUCCUCGUCACUCAAUACCGAGCCGAGGUCUUGGUUACGAUGUUAACAGGGCGAGUAAUCACGGUGGCUGUGGCCUCGUCCGACUCGUCGUCGCUGUUCGAAAAGAAUUCCAUCGGGUCAACUGCGAUCGGUCUUCGCAGGACAUCAACUGAACGACGACUGGACCAUCUCCUAAUGAUUAGCACGUGGACUACCACAAGCACGUCAGACACGACCUUCCCGCCCCAAACUGACAUCGACAGAGCGUCCGACCCAUCGAUCAGCAUACCCCCACAGAUGCGCCAUGGCCACGAACCGGAGACCACCGUCUUCUAAGCGCAGUCCAGCGAAGCAUGACGUUUCUGGAGCGUAUUUGAGCCAGCGCAGCAGCUCCCCAAUUUCAUAGUCAAAUUACCUACCACGGUGGCCAUAGUCAAGCUGCUUAAUACCCCUAACGCCGGUGAUACUGAGCACAAUCCGAGCUCAGCGGAGCAGGUCUUGGCGCUGCAUUUCAAGAAAACUCGAUUCGGUAUCAGUUUCAAGCCCAUGCUUCACUCGGGGUCCAAUGGAAGGCUGCAUUCAAUUCCACACAGACGGCAAACGAAGCCACACGACAACUCCAAUUCAAACAGUGCAGUUAGCACUCAAUACGACACUCAAUACAACGGUGGUCGCAGCUGCAUUGUCGCUCCGGAGAGUCGGUUGGGCAUUCCUCGUCGUCCUGCUGGCCGCCUCGCUAUCCACAGCAACUUUGUCGUCCACGCAAUCAAGAAAC